Atta colombica is the source of this 3272-nucleotide messenger RNA. RefSeq names its product DNA ligase 3 (gene DNAlig3). The record is from RefSeq and is a predicted model, not a curated record. NCBI's taxonomy places the organism in Eukaryota, Metazoa, Arthropoda, Insecta, Hymenoptera, Formicidae. The transcript is spliced from 19 exons. Gene Ontology annotation, biological process: double-strand break repair via alternative nonhomologous end joining; mitochondrial DNA repair; DNA recombination. Gene Ontology annotation, molecular function: DNA ligase (ATP) activity; DNA binding; ATP binding. Bases 337 to 3255 code for a protein of 972 amino acids. Gene Ontology annotation, cellular component: DNA ligase III-XRCC1 complex.
CAAACGCGUGCGCACGUUUUUGUAACGAUUCAUAACGAUUGUAACCUUCUUGUGCUACAGUGUAUGUAAAAUAGCGCAAAACUCGCAAAAUCGUUUUGUCGCAGAUCGGAGUAAAAUUAUAUUUUAUUUCGGUGAGUGUUCAUUACUUGUCAUUCACGGAUUUUUACGGACAGAAAUUAUAGAUGGGGAGAUUCGAGACAAACAGCGCAGUGUGUGAACACGUCAGUCAAAGAGGUUAUUUUGCCUGACUAGGGAGAAACGUCAGCCUGAAGGUUUCCUGCAUUUAAGUUUUCUUCGUUCUGCCUAAAUUCGGUUCUGCCAACCGCGUUGAACAUCAUGCCGACUGAUGACGAGGAUCAACAGCAGCAAGGGGAAGAGAAACCGUUCGCUGUGGAGCGCGCGAAAACCGGCCGUGCGAAAUGCAAAAAGUGCAAAUGUCCGAUUGAAAAGGACGAGAUACGUAUCGCCAAGUAUGUGGCGAGUUUCUUCUCGGACGGCAAACUGAUGCCAGCCUGGCACCACGUCAUUUGCCUGUUCGAGGCGUUCGCGAAACAACGCGCCAGCACAAAGAGGAUCGAGGAUCCCGCGGAGGAUAUCAAAGGCUGGGAGCAAUUGUCCGACGAUGACAAGAAGAUUAUCCAGGACAAGUUGGAGGAAUUUGAAAGAUCCUUUCCGACUAAAACACCGAAGAAAGCUGCAACGCCACGUAAAGCGGCUGCCUCUAAUAAUUCUUCGGGAGAAACAGCGAAGAAGACUUCAGAUCAGAAGAGGGUCGCAACAGAUGAUAAAGAAAAAGAUAAGCAGAAGGUUGAUAAGCAGGGAAAGAGCAAAGUCCCGUCGAAGGAUGACUCCUUUCGCGAAUUUCGGCGCGUGUGCAGCAACGUCGCUGACGUCGACGCCUACACUGACAAAACCGCGAUUAUUAAGAGGAUGUUCACGAAAGGAUCACUCGGAGACGGUUUUAAGGGUGACAUCGUGCUCUGGUGUAAACUGUUGCUGCCUGGCGCCGUGAAGAGAAUUUACAAUCUACAGAGCAAACAACUGAUAAAGUUAUUCGCGCGGUUGCUGCUCCAGGACGAGGACGCGAUGCUGGAGCAUUUGGAACAAGGCGACGUAGCCGAGACGAUCAGUGUGUUCUUUGAAAAUAGCGCUGCCGCAUCGCCUUGCGCCGCAAGCGUAUUGACUAUCCAAGAUGUUGAUCUCUUUUUGAAAAACCUAUCGCGUUUGACCAAGGAGGAGGAGCAGAUCCAGCAUUUUCGAUCUAUCCUCGAUAAAUGUACCGCCAAUGAUCUGAAGAUGAUCAUACGUCUGAUUAAGCAUGAUCUGAGGAUUAACGCCGGACCGAAACAUAUGUGGGAUAUACAAGACAACGAACUAAAUAAAGAAUACGAAAGCAAAGCACUUAUAUUUUACUACAUAAUAGGUUUUACUAUUCCAUUACACGCAGAGGCGUGCACGUCCGUGGAAAUGGCGAUGCGAAAGUGUCCGAACGGAAUGUUGUCGGAGGUCAAGUACGACGGCGAGCGUGUGCAGGUGCACAAAAGCGGAAACGACUUUCGAUACUUCAGCAGAUCUCUCAAGCCAGUCCUGCCGCACAAGGUGAAUCUCUUCAAAGAUUAUAUAGCGCAGGCGUUUCCUGAUGGUGACGAUUUAAUUCUCGAUUCCGAAGUUCUCAUGGUCGACAAUGAGACUGGACAACCUUUGCCUUUCGGCACCUUAGGAAUUCACAAAAAAGCCGAAUUCAAAAACGCCAAUGUAUGCCUUUUUGUCUUCGACUGUUUGUAUUACAAUGGCGAAAUACUUAUAGACAAAUCUAUGCUGGAGCGCAGGAACAUUUUGAAGGACAGAAUGACGGAGAUACCGAAUAGAAUAACGUUGUCGGAGGUUCACGAAGUGCAUGAUCCGCAAGAUUUAGCGGGAAGGAUUGUCCAUGUAUUGAAACUGGGUCUUGAAGGUUUGGUCCUGAAAGACAUCGAUAGCAAAUACGAGCCGGGAAAGAGGCAUUGGUUGAAGGUAAAAAAGGAUUAUCUGUGCGGUGGUGCGAUGGCUGAUAGCGCAGAUCUCGUCGUGCUUGGUGCAUGGUACGGCACAGGCAACAAAGGUGGCAUGCUAUCGGUUUUCUUAAUGGGCUGCUAUGACGAGAAGCAUGACAAGUGGUUAACUGUUACUAAAGUACACACAGGGCACGAUGAUGCUACCCUGACGAUGCUGCAGGAUCAGCUGGACAUGGUGAAAAUCGGGAAGGAUGUGGAGAGACUACCGAGCUGGUUGCAUGCUAAGAAACCCAUGGUACCGGAUUUCGUGGCGAAGGAUCCUAAGAAGCAGCCGGUAUGGGAGAUAACGGGCGCCGAGUUUACGAACCAAGGGGUGCACACCGCGGACGGCAUCAGCAUCCGAUUUCCGCGUGUCACACGGAUUCGCCACGACAAGGACUGGUCGACAGCCACCACCCUGGACGAGUUGCGUGUUCUCUUCAAAAGGAAGCCCGAGUCUGUUGAUUUCGGCCGUUUGCUCGAUACGUUAACUGAUGUAAAGACUUCUCUGAGGAAGAAAUCGUUCGAUCCCACAAAGAACACAUCGCCGAAGAAGAUCGAGAGUUCGAGAACGAACUUCUGGGACGAGCCAUCGACGAGCUCUAGGGCUAAGAAGGAGCUACCGAAAGACAUCAAGGAGGAAUUCGAGGAAAUACCGCUUCAGGAAAGAACUCUCAAAAGACGAAAAGGGAAUGACUGCGACAAAGAAUCGUUCGAUAAAGUCCGGUUGGAAAAGAAGAAAUUGAAACGUGAGAUUAAGGGAAAAACAGAGAAUUCCUCGUCAACAAAAUUAAAAAAAGAAGAAAAAUCGAAUUCGAGGAUGGAAGGAUCUUUCGAUUCCUUGUUUGAUGCGAGUUCUAUUGAUUCGAACGGUGAAGUUAAAAAAUUCAGUAAUGUGCUGCAAGAGGUGCGAGCGAGUCUCGCGCCUGAUUUCGACACGAGCAGAAAGAAGGACACGCGAAGGAAGCUUAAAACACUCGGCGCCACGAUAGUUACGCUGGCGAACGGACACGAUUCGACGGCAACCCACGUCAUCCACACCCGCGCGGAAAUUCCGUCCUCGGCUAUCCUCGGGGAGUACGCGGUCUUCCCGCGGACCGUCAGGCACGUGAACGUCUCUUGGCUGGAGGAAACCGCCGCGCAGUCCAGGAGGCAGGAUGAAGUCCGACACGCGGUCCAACUGGCCGGCGAUUAUUGUGAUUGCCCAUGCACGCAUCGUUAACGCAACAAAUACAUACA